AAUAUCGAAGUACCAGCUUUAUGUUUUGACUCAGUGGGAUGUGGGAUGGGUUGUCGGACUAUUUCGGACACUACUAAACUUGAUAUCGUUUGAUAUCAGCAUUUAUGUUGCUAACAUUUCAGAUUGUGCACGUAUACUCGUUGCAGGAAAUGAUUAAGAAUACGUAGCUGCUAUCGGAGACGGUCUGUAGAUUAGAACAUCUUCACGGAAACAAAACUUUACUAAAAACGAGACAAAUAUUAGCUACAAAGGAUGGCAAACACUGGGGUCUUACCGUUUGUGCGCGGUGUUGACUUCAGCAGCAAUGAUUUCAGUGGCGGAAAAUUUCCAGAGUCUGUGCGCUUAAUGACUGGAAUACAAUGGCUCAAGUUAGACAAAACAAAUCUAACAGAAAUACCAGAGGAAAUGGGAAAAUUGUUGAAAUUGGAACAUCUUUCUUUGGUAAAAAAUAAAUUGGAGCGUUUAUAUGGAGAGUUAACUGAGUUGGGGUGCUUAAGAACUUUGAAUAUACGGCAUAACAAUGUUAAGAGCAGUGGCAUACCUAUGGAAUUGUUUCAUUUGGAAGAAUUGACUACUCUUGAUCUCAGUCACAAUAAUCUAAAGGAAGUUCCUGAAGGCUUGGAGAGGGCACGAUCCCUUCUUAAUCUAAACCUCAGUCAUAAUCAUAUCGAAGCGAUUCCAAACACACUAUUCAUCCAUUUGACUGAUCUGCUAUUCCUGGAUGUGAGCAACAAUCAACUGGAGACUCUACCACCACAAACUCGUCGUUUAGCAAAUCUACAGUCGUUAAAUUUGAACCACAAUCCUCUGGGACAUUUUCAAUUGAGGCAGUUACCUUCACUUAUGAAUUUAACUACACUGCAAAUGCGAGAUACCCAGAGAACUGUAAAUAAUAUACCCUCAAGUCUGGAGAGUUUGACGAACUUGCAGGAACUUGAUUUAUCACAAAAUGAAUUGCCACGAGUUCCAGAUGCACUUUACUCACUGCCAAAUUUACGUCGACUUAAUCUUAGCGAUAAUCAGAUCACUGAACUUUCAACAGCAAUCGAUCUAUGGCAAAAACUUGAAACCUUAAACCUGUGCCGUAAUAAAUUGACAGCCUUACCUAAUUCAUUAUGCAAAAUUGGUACCCUGAGGAGGCUUUACUUGAACGACAACGAAUUAGAUUUCGAAGGUAUCCCUUCGGGAAUAGGGAAGUUAUCUUCCCUCCAAGUUUUCUCUGCUGCUAAAAAUCAUUUGGAAAUGAUACCUGAGGGUUUAUGCAGAUGUGGAUCACUGAAGCAAUUAAUUUUAACUUCUAACCGACUAAUAACAGUUCCUGAUGCCAUACAUUUACUUACUGAUUUAGAUCAGCUUGACUUGCGGGAUAAUCCGAAUUUAGUUAUGCCACCAAAACCGACGGAGGUCCAAAGAGGAUCGGGAAUAGAAUUCUACAAUAUUGAUUUUUCACUGCAGCAUCAAUUGCGACUUGCUGGAGCAAACGUCCCGGCUCCAGUUCAAACAGCUAAUAGCAGUAAAGACGUAAUCGCUCGUAAACUGAGAUUGAGACGAAGAAGAGAUCAGGAAGAAGCUGAUCAGGAUCAAGCUAAAAUUCUCAAGGGUAUGAAAGACAUUGCCAAGGAAAAAAAUAAGGAUAAAGGCUCUGAGGAUGCCAAGGCAGAGUCAUUAAAGCCAAAGAGGUGGGACGAAACGCUUGAAAAACCCCCACUAGAUUAUUCAGAGAUCUUUGACGACGAUGCAGGUCAGAUACCUGGCCUUGCAAUAUGGGAAAUCGAGAACUUUCUUCCAAACCAGAUCGAUGAAGUUGCUCAUGGUAAAUUCUACGAAGGUGAUUGUUACAUUGUACUCAAAACAGGAGUCGAUGAACAAGGCUCACUUGCAUGGUCAAUCUACUUUUGGAUUGGAGAAAAAGCCACGUUGGAUAAGCGUGCCUGCGCUGCAAUUCAUGCCGUAAAUCUGAGAAACUAUCUUGGUGCCCAGUGUCGCACUAUAAGGGAGGAACAAGGCGAUGAGUCAGACGAAUUUCUCUUACUUUUUGAUUCAGAAAUAACGUAUAUAGAAGGUGGUCGAACAUCUUCAGGCUUCUACACCAUCGAAGAUCCACCUGCUAUUGCAAGAUUGUAUCGAGUACAUGCUGCUGGUGCUUCAAUUCACUUAGAACCAGUUCCUGUAGCUAUUGAAUCUUUAGAUCCACAAUUCGUCUUCGUAUUGGACAAAGGAACAAAAAUAUUUAUGUGGUAUGGAACUAAAGCAAAGAAUACGCUGAAAUCAAAAGCAAGAUUGUUGGCAGAAAAAAUUAAUAAGAACGAACGUAAGAAUAAAGCAGACAUCAUAACUGAAACUAUGGGUUCUGAGACAGAUGAAUUCUGGAAAUCUCUUGAUGAAACCGGUGAACUAUCUGGAGGAAAUCCAAUCAUAGAACAUGUUGAUCCGGAAUUCACUCCAGUUACACCACGUUUAUAUCAAGUGCGACUCGGUAUGGGUUACUUGGAAUUGCCACAAGUUGAGGUGCCACAUGGAAAAUUGAUCAAUACUCUCCUGAACAAUCGUAAUGUUUACAUAUUGGAUUGCUACCUGGAUGUGUUUGUUUGGUUUGGUAAGAAAUCAACUAGACUAGUCCGUGCAGCUGCUGUAAAACUUUCGCAAGAAUUAUUCAAUAUGAUUGAGCGGCCUAAAUAUGCUAUGGUCACACGAUUGCAGGAGGGUACAGAAUCACAGAUAUUCAAGUCCAAGUUUACUGGAUGGGAUGAAGUAAUUGCAGUAGAUUUCACAAGAACUGCAGAAUCUGUUGCUAAGACAGGUGCAGACCUCACUAAGUGGGCGAAACAACAAGAUACCAAGGCAGACCUUUCAGCAUUGUUUAUGCCACGUCAGCCACUGAUGUCAGCUGUCGAAGCUCAAGGACUCAUGGCAGAAUGGAAUGACGACUUAGAGGCAAUGGAAGCUUUUGUCUUAGAAGGACGAAAAUUUGUUAGACUCCCGGAGGAAGAAUUGGGUUACUUUUACAGCGGUGACUGUUAUGUAUUUUUGUGCCGGUAUUGGAUGCCUUUAGACAUAAAUGGCAGUGACGAAGGGGAUGAUCAGUGCGAAGAUGAUUUUCAAUGUGUGGUAUACUUUUGGCAAGGUAGAGAUGCUGGGAAUAUGGGCUGGCUUACUUUUACAUUCAGUUUACAGAAAAAGUUUAAAUCUUUAUUCGGUGAAAAAUUGGAGGUCGUCAGAACACAUCAACAGCAAGAAAAUCUGAAAUUCAUGGCACAUUUUAAACGCAAGUUUAUCAUUCGCCAAGGAAAACGAAAAGAAGUGAAAACACCAAGUAAUAAUAAGGUUGAAUUUUAUCACCUCCGAAGCAAUGGUAGUGCCUUAUGUACUAGAUUAAUACAAGUUAAUCCAGAUCCUUUUUUAUUAAAUUCUGCUUUCUGCUAUAUUUUAAAUGUACCUUUCAACAAUGAUGAUGAAACUGGUAUCGUUUAUGUAUGGAUCGGAUCAAAGGCUGACAGUGAAGAAGCAAGACUUGUGGAAGAAAUAGCAGAGGAAAUGUUUAACAAUCCAUGGAUCAGCCUGCAAGUACUAAACGAGGGUGAAGAACCGGACAACUUUUUCUGGGUCGGCCUUGGAGGAAAAAAACCAUACGACACUAAUGCAGACUACAUGAAUUACACAAGACUGUUUAGGUGCUCAAACGAAAAGGGCUACUUCACAAUCAGUGAAAAAUGCACAGACUUCUGUCAGGAUGAUUUAGCCGACGAUGAUAUUAUGGUGCUAGAUAAUGGGGAGCAAGUAUUCCUUUGGCUGGGGUCUCGAUGUUCAGAAGUGGAGAUUAAGCUCGCUUAUAAGUCAGCUCAGGUCUACAUACAGCAUUUGCGUGUUAAGCAGCCGGAUAGGCCUCGAAAAUUGUUCCUCACUGCCAAAAGCAAGGAGUCUCGAAGAUUUACAAAGUGCUUUCAUGGUUGGGGAUUGCACAAACGACCUCCAGAGUAAAUGCCCGUGUAUAGAGACGUGUUGAAACACAGAGCUUCCAUAUUAUGUUUUACUUAUAAACUACUUUUUGCUCAUUAUUAUCAAGUUCGUACGUCAUUUUUUAAAUAUGCGAACAGAUAUUGUCCGCGUAUUUAAUUAACACCAAUCAUGUAACGUUUACAUAGAUAUUUGAUUGUUUCAGUUGUUAAUCCAUUUAUGCAUUCACAUCCGUAUUAUUUUUUUGCCUUGUAUGCUUUUAUAAUUAUUCCUCAUCAAUAUCAUUUUAUUGUAAUUACAUUUAGCUCUCUUAUGUAAUUCUGCAAUUUCUUUAUGUGAUAUCUUAGUAUUUCUUUUUAAUAAUUGGAUUUCAAUUUUUUGACAUCGACAACAACCGUAGUCUUCCAUAUGGUCUACUUCUGCAGGA
Diprion similis is the source of this 4381-nucleotide messenger RNA. RefSeq names its product protein flightless-1 (gene fliI). The record is from RefSeq and is a predicted model, not a curated record. Lineage: Eukaryota; Metazoa; Arthropoda; Insecta; Hymenoptera; Diprionidae. Gene Ontology annotation, cellular component: cytoplasm; nucleus; actin cytoskeleton. Gene Ontology annotation, molecular function: phosphatidylinositol-4,5-bisphosphate binding; actin filament binding. The coding region runs from base 253 to 3978 and encodes 1241 amino acids. The transcript has 23 exons. Gene Ontology annotation, biological process: barbed-end actin filament capping; actin polymerization or depolymerization; actin filament severing.